Molecule: messenger RNA, 959 nt
Organism: Cynara cardunculus var. scolymus (artichoke)
Lineage: Eukaryota; Viridiplantae; Streptophyta; Magnoliopsida; Asterales; Asteraceae
Product: zinc finger protein ZAT3-like
Exons: 1
Coding region: 201-881 (226 amino acids)
Source: RefSeq, a predicted model, not a curated record
GAAACGGAUAUAAACUUCUCUGAAUUUGACUCUUUCUCUUCCGGAUAAAGUCCUACCAAAAGAUAAACAUCACAUAACUGAAAAUAACUCCCUAUCUCACACACACUGUGUGUAACCGUCCCCACUACCACCACUACUUAAAGAACCCAUUUCUUCAUCUUCUUUUUUCUUUUUCCCAACCUUGAUCCUCUUCUCUUUAAAUGUUUUCUUCCGAAAAGAUGAACAAAGACAUGAUCUUGGGUACUACUACCAGUAGCACUUCAUCAGAUUUGCAACUCUGUCCUGCUUCUCCGGAUGCCCGAGAGAUUUUCCGUCCAACCAUCCAUUUUUCUGAUGAAUGUGGUGGGAAUUUCCAUCCAAUAAACUUAAAGCCCCACCAGCAGAACCCCAGAAAGAAACGAAGCAAGAUGAUGAGAGUCCAGAACAUAAAGGCCAUUGUUGGUGGUAGUGAGGCCAAGCAUGGAAAGAAACCUGAGGCUGGUGGUCCUACUAAGAUCAGCCAUCCAUGUAGUGAGUGUGGGAAGAGUUUUUGGUCAUGGAAGGCUUUGUUUGGCCACAUGCGGUGUCACCCCGAGAGGCCAUGGCGUGGGAUCAAUCCACCACCCAAUCCGUAUAACACCACAACCAAUGAAGACAGGUAUGUGGCUUCGUGUUUGUUGAUGCUGGCCAAGGGUCCAAGCCAUUAUGAGGAGUGCAAGAAGAACGUAAAGGGGUGUUUAGGGAAAAUGCGAAGGGAAGGACCGAAGAAGAGGUGGCAUUGGGAGAGAGAAUCAGAAGAUGUAGCAGCAACAUCAGUAUAUAGGUUGGAUUUGAACCUGCCUGCUGAUGCACCUCCACAAGAUUAUUCAAAUUUGGGUUUGGAUUUAAGAUUAGGACUUUGAUACAAUGAAUCAUGUAUAAAAAACUACUGUCUUACUAUAUAUAUGUAUAUGUAUGUAUGUAUGGAUGUAUAUAGUUGG